Messenger RNA from Ceutorhynchus assimilis (cabbage seed weevil), 1826 nucleotides. NCBI's taxonomy places the organism in Eukaryota, Metazoa, Arthropoda, Insecta, Coleoptera, Curculionidae. The record is from the annotation of a GenBank genome assembly.
GAACGUAGCCGAGUCCCCAGACAAAAAUUAUUUUGUUUUCUUGUUUAUUUACUUUUACUUCCUACAAGUUUUAUCUGAGUUUUUGAAAUUAGAAAAGAAAUUAGUAUAAAGUUGAAUCUGUGACCACAAAUUAAAACUAUGGCUGAAAAAGAAAAACCUGAAAAACUACAAUCCCAACUGAAACACAUCCCCAAAGACGGCCAAGUUGUCUUGGCCAUCAUGAAAGAAAUGGGCAUAACAGAGUACGAACCCAAAACCAUCGUCCAAUUAACAGAGUUCGUUUACAAAUAUGCCACAUCCAUAUUGCAAGAAGCCAAAAUGUAUGCCAGCAACAACCCCAAUAAGAAGUUAUUGGAUGCUGAUGACAUCCGCUUGGCUAUCAAUUUAACUGCUGAAUCUACGUUUACCACUCCACCGCCCAGAGAAGUUGUGAUGGAAUGUGCAGCUGUUAAAAAUUAUUCCAUGUUGCCUACUGUUAAGCCUCAUUGCGGCUUGAGACUGCCUCCUGAACGUUAUUGUCUUUCAUCUUGUAAUUAUACUUUAAAAGCUGCUCAGAAGAAAGUAAUACCUAAGACUGGUUAUAUUUCCGGUGGUCCUGGUAUAAAAAUGACUCCAAAAUCGAAUGUGAGCUUCAUCAGAAAACAAUCUCCAGCGGUGGCAAGGCAAAACAUGACAAUACCAAAACCAACUAUGAAAAUAAGCGGAGCUCCAAUGACAAAUGUGGUAAAACCGAAAAUUCAAAUAACACCAAAUGUGCAAAUGGUACAAUCUCCAGGGGGCAUGCAGAUGGAGCAUACACUGAAGAGAAAGAGGGAGGACGAUUCUGAUGGCAUGCUUUGAUUUUAGACUCGUGUUUUUCUAUAUUAAUUGUUCACAUCAAAUGUCUUUGUAAAUCUCAAAUUGUUAUCAUCAAAUUUUGAGUUUCAUUUUAAAUAAACCCAGUUUUAAUGUUUCUUGAUAAAAGUCAUUUUAAACCAAGGUUGUUUGAAAGAAGUAGAUUGCCUGAUAAUUUUUAUGAUGUUAUCUGGAAACAAAAAAAAAUUCUUUCUUAUAUAAAAGAAACUCAUUUAUUCGUACACAAAGAGUUCAUCACUAUUGACUUAGGCGUAAUUAAUUUAAUACAAUACCAAAUAUGUAUUUUAAAAAUUAGCUAGUUUUUUGUACAAGUGCAUAUUUACAGUAUUUGGCUAUACUACAUGUGUAUUUUAUACAUAAAUUACAUAAAAUAUUUUACAAAAUAACAAAUUAAAAAACUCCUACAUUCUAGAUUUGCUAAGACUGCUUUAGCACCAUCACAUUUUAUAAAAACAAAGUAACCUAUAGCCCAAAUAAUUAUCUAAAGCACAGUCUACAACCAUUAGUAAUUUUUGGCAAAAAAAAUGAAGCAAAAAUUGGUAAGUGCUGAUUUCAAGCUAUUGCCAAUAUUGUUUUUUUCCUUCCAAUAACCUAUAUAAUAGGCACUUCUUAACGCUUAACAAAUAUCAACUAGCCACCAUUUAUGGCUAAUAGUGCCUAACACAAAUCAGUUAUUCUCCAUUAUUAUCUGAAAUAUCAUCACAUAGUAUUCUUUUGGGCCACAAAGUUAUAAGGUUGCCAAUAUCCUAGUAAAGCCCAUACAACCCAUUAUAAAAGUCUGACCACAGCCCCAAAAUAAUGCAUACAAGGGAUUCAUUGGAUAACUUGAAGCCCUGUAUACAAACGCUAUAGCUGCACUACUCACAAUACCAGUCAGCGCUGGAGUAAGUACCCCCAUAAAUAGGAUGGCUAUUGGAAAAUAUUUCCCAAAUUUAUGUUUUCUGAGGGUCAGAAAUGCUAUUAGGGCUGCA